AUGGAUAAGUUGGCGAUGAGAUACUUAAAGAUGUCAAUUCGCGGAAUACAGAUGGAUGCUCCCGAGAUGAUGGCAUUGAUCAUUAGUUGGAUCGAAAACGGAAUCCCAAUAGAAGCUCGUCUCCAACUUCAAGACAUUUUUAUGGGGCGUCCAAAUCACCGAUUCCAAUUACAGUCGAUGGUUCCUAACGUGAUACGCCUCAAUGUGACUCAUCUCAAUUUGGAGAGAUCCAUAGAAGAAAGCGGUGACUGGAAUAUGAUGUCUUACGACAUCCUUCCAAAGGUCGUGUUUAUCGAAGUUAUGCGAACAACUGUAAUUGAUGAACAUGCAACAAAGAUUCAUGAUAAAUUCGAGUUCCCAUUCCACAUUCACAUGGAUAACUUUCUAGAAGAUGCUUCCGAGGACAGCCAACAGACGCUUCACAAGUACAACCUCCAUGCUAUCAUUGUUCACCUAGGUGAGGAUGGGAAAGGCCAUUUUAUGACUUAUCGUUCGAUUAGGAAUAAUUGUGACGUAGAAGGGCUGGCAACUCAAUGGGUGAAAUUGGAUGACGCGAUUUCAACAAUCAUUCAAAGGGACCAGAUUGCUUCGCAAUCUUUUGGAAGUGGAUCGAACGAGGAUUCAUCUGCGGUGCUACUAAUGUUCCUUCAAGAUUAUCCAGAAAGUGAGCCCAAGAGUUAUACGAGAUCCAGUCCAGCAGUUGGAUCUACUUCACAUGCCAACGUUUGCAACUACAAUUUGAAUGAAGGCACGUUGAAUGUGGAAUCGGCGUCAGCCAUCGAGUCGAAUGCAAAUGUAGCUAUGGACUUGAUUUGAUUGCUGAAGCCUCUCCUUCUACAAGCGAUGUGCCCAAUGAUGAGGAAUCAGUUGUUCGGCGAUCAACAAGGAUUGCCAACAAAAAGGUCACACUGCCAACAGUCUCGUGGAAACCCAAGGACUUGUCGAGCAAGAAGAAGAGAAAAGCAGCAGCUAGAGAUGGACAGGCUUUUAUCAAAUACCUUUCACAAGUUUCCGAAGGUGUCACAGAACCUCGGAAGAUGAGAUGUGUCUAUGACGACUACAAAAGAUUAAUUGGAAACCCGAUGACUUGGAAAGCGAUCGAAGCUCACCAGCGGCCACAUCUGUUCGGCAGCAUUAUUUCUUCAGCGCAUUUGAGCCUUGAGAAGAAAGUUAGGCUACUCUAUGCAGCAAGCGUUCCCAUCGAUGAAUUUUUUCUGAAAACGUUGCAAAGCUCUGCAAAAGUUCGUGUGGACAACUAUUGCAGAAUUGUCGAAUACGAGUCCAAGACGUUGACGUUACAAGGGAGCCACUACAAUGGUCAUUUCGCUGAGAAUUGGAAAAGUUAAAGUCCAACAUUCUACCUUCUGCUUCUCCAACUCCAACUCAAGUGCUUGUGGUUCCACCGUCCCAUUUGUCCCAUCGAUCAGUAAGAAGUAUUGAACAGCCAAGCCAAAAUGUUGCGCGAGAGGUCAAAUCGAAUGCCCGGAUAGUUUCGAUGAAAAGGAAAGACAUCGUGAACACGAAAAAUAUUACAAGCACUUGCUGGAAAGCAUUGAAGAUCAAGGUUCUGAAACUCCUUGGAUCUGGAGACAGUGGCGACGUGUAUGCAGUGACUUGGAUGGGAACGGAAUACACUCUCAAGCUUGCUAAAAGUUGCAAAGCUCUGCAAAAGUUCGUGUGGACAACUAUUGCAGAAUUGUCGAAUACGAGUCCAAGACGUUGACGUUACAAGGGAAGAACGAGGGUGCUCCAUAUUCCGAAAAAGCAAUCACAUCGGACCAACAAGCCCUGUCCGUCGUCGCCCAAAUCCUCCUUUCACUCAAUCUGGCAAAAAAGAAAAUGGUUUCUGGCACGAGGAUCUUCAUAAAGGAAACAUUUUACUUGCGGUCACCGAUAAGGAUUUUAUCAAAUAUCGAGUCGAUAAGAAGCUUAUCAAACUGCGUACUAAUGGACUCAUGGUUGUGUUUAUCGACCGAAAUGUGUAACUUUACCGGAAACAUCACUGACUUCAUGUUCUUACCGGGUUUUGUGAUAGAUUUGAUCGAUCAUCUGAAAACAGAGAGAGCUUAAAAGAUAAUGAAGGAGCUCUCAAAAAAGUUAUUCGAGGCGAAAACAAUCGAAGAAUUUUGGAAUUAUCAGGACUUGUUGGAAAGUGUUAUUGUAAUGUGA
Caenorhabditis elegans is the source of this 2169-nucleotide messenger RNA. The record is from the annotation of a RefSeq genome assembly. Lineage: Eukaryota; Metazoa; Nematoda; Chromadorea; Rhabditida; Rhabditidae.